AUGGAAGUGAGAGUUGACGACGAGCAUUUACAUCAACAUAGUUUCGCUGAUGACACCGUUUUUGUAACAUCAAGCAUCAAUCAAUCGGAACGGGUGCCGGCCGAAUUUGAUGAAACUUGUGAAAGGAUUGAUCUUCAGCUGAACCUAGACAAGACGUUGUUUAUGAGGAACGGAUGUGGUUCUGCCCCAUUCACGCUCAGCGAAACGAAUAUAUCCGAGUGCUCCAGUUAUGUAUAUCUAGGUCGGGGAAUCAAUAUAGUGAACGAUCUGACCUCCGACCUAGGAAAGCAAGUUGGGGAUCAAAACCAUCGAGGAUAUAGCGAAGAGAACCAAAAAUAUCCGUCUCCGUAG
Necator americanus (New World hookworm) is the source of this 351-nucleotide messenger RNA. RefSeq lists its product as uncharacterized. Lineage: Eukaryota; Metazoa; Nematoda; Chromadorea; Rhabditida; Ancylostomatidae. The transcript has a single exon. The coding region runs from base 1 to 351 and encodes 116 amino acids. The record is from RefSeq and is a predicted model, not a curated record.